AAUUUGUGAUAUCAGUUCAAGCAAAUACGUCCCUCAGACGAGUUCUGUUAAUAUGUUGUCCUUGUUGUUUUCUGGCAUCCUCGUGGCGUCAACGCUGGCAGGCAAGCCAUGCUGUAUGGACCGCCAGUUUGAGGCCAGGAUGGGUGAAGUAGGGGGUGGCAUAUUCACCCAAAAGGGAAAGCCAAAUCCAGCUUUGAUAAAUGGCGAUAACGUCAUCCACUACGAUUUCUAUGCAAGGAAGACGAUGGUUGAAGCGACGAUGAAUUACGCCAACGGCAGCAGUGUGACCAGCAACGUUGUCAUCGAUGCCAUUACAAAUCAAAUGCAUGUAAUGACAAAGGAUGGAUGCUUCACAACCAAAAGUUAUGUCCCAAUGCUGGAAGGCUGUGUUCCAGACGAUGCUGUCAAGGUACGAGAAAGUUACAUCGGAUAUGGCGUCACUGCGAUUCCUUUUACUACCUGGCAGUUCCUCAUUCCUAAGUCGGGCAUUGUAAUGCGACUCUCCGUUACUGACCAAGGAUGUGUGCCCAUCUUCGAAUCUCUCUUCGGCGACAUUGGUGGAGGUUCGGCGGAUAUUAUCUACAUCCUUACCAACUUCCGGCCUGGAAUAUCAAAGCCUAAUGCAUUCCAGGUCCCCAACGACUGCGUGCCUUUGCCGUCUAAUGAUGCUCCCGAUGUGGUCAGACGCAGCAUUGACAAGGCCGAGAGUUUGAUGAAACACUUCCAGAUGAACCAUGCGCUGUAGAAUAUCACUGUGUUGCAACACGUAUGAUUCGUCAAGUGAAAAUCUGUAACUUAAAAUACUUAUUUUUUUGGCACUUC
Haliotis rufescens (red abalone) is the source of this 822-nucleotide messenger RNA. RefSeq lists its product as uncharacterized. The coding region runs from base 53 to 745 and encodes 230 amino acids. Lineage: Eukaryota; Metazoa; Mollusca; Gastropoda; Lepetellida; Haliotidae. The transcript is spliced from 6 exons. Gene Ontology annotation, cellular component: lysosome; extracellular region. The record is from RefSeq and is a predicted model, not a curated record. Gene Ontology annotation, biological process: cell-matrix adhesion. Gene Ontology annotation, molecular function: calcium ion binding.